GAAGGGAUGAAGUCUGUCAGUGUUUAUGCGCUUCUAAGCCUUGCAGCCACAGUCUGCUGUGUGCCGGUUUUGAAUGUAACAGUGCAAGAGGAAAGUUUUGCAGAGAGUUACCUGAAGAACUUCUUCAACCUAACAGAGGAGAAAGGCCCCUCGGCCAGGAGAGGAAUUAGCCCCAUGAGCAGGAAGCUGAGCGAGAUGCAGAGAUUCUUUGGGCUCCAGAUCACAGGCAGCCUGGAUGCUGAUACCCUGGAGGUGAUGAAGAAGCCUCGCUGUGGCGUUCCAGAUGAAAAAGUUGCACGUUUUGCUACAUUUGGAGACAACACCAAAUGGAGCAGAAACACCCUCACAUACAGGAUAGUGAACUACACCCCCGACAUGUCUCAGGCAGAGGUGAAUGACUCCAUUCGGAGAGCUCUGCAAGUUUGGGCCAGAGUGACUCCUCUGUCAUUCAGAAGUGUUAGUAGUGGCACAGCUGACAUCAUGAUUUCCUUCGGUCGCCAGGCACAUGGUGAUUAUUACCCCUUUGACGGCCCUGGCCGCACUCUUGCCCACGCAUUUGCACCUUCUUCUGGCAUCGGAGGAGACGCCCAUUUUGAUGAUGACGAGACCUUCACGUUUCGUUCAAGCAGAGGCUACGUCCUCUUCCUGGUUGCUGCCCAUGAGUUUGGCCACUCCCUGGGCUUGUCCCACUCUAAUGAUCGUAAUGCCCUCAUGUACCCCUUGUACUCGUACCAAAACCCUGACACCUUUGUUCUGCCUCAAGAUGAUGUCAGAGGCAUUCAGUCACUUUAUGGGCCAAAUCCUGUAAAGGAACCAAUUACAACUGGACCUCAGCCUCCCACGACUCCUGAUAUCUGCGACUCAACUUUGGAACUAGAUGCGGUCACCACCUUGGGGGAAGAGAUGUUUUUCUUCAAGGACAGUUACAUGUGGCGUACACGCUCUCAGAGAAGCCCACCCCAAAAAAGUCUUAUCUCAAGCUUGUGGCCCAGUGCCCCAACAAGCAUUGAUGCUGCUUACGAGAACCCAAGCACUAACAGAGUCUUUUUUUUCAAAGGUUCUAAAGUAUGGGCCUUCUCUGGAAACCAGCUGGUACAGGGCUAUCCGAGAUCCAUCUCUGAAUUUGGUGUGCCAAGAUUUGUGAGAAAGAUUGAUGCUGCUUUUCAUGAUGUCCAAUCUGGAAAAACCUUUCUGUUCUUCCUGGGGGGUUACUAUUAUUUCACUUACAAUGAAAGCACAAUGUCUGUGGAGUCCUUUUUCCGGGUGAGCCAGACAUUUUCUAGAAUGACCAACAAGGUGACAGCAGCCGUCCAGAACAGAGGCUCUACUUACAUCUACAGUGGACUCUACAUGUACAUGUAUGACCUGAGGAGCGGAAGGCUGUUACGUGUGCUAAGGAACACCUACCUGCUGGGCUGCAAUAAUAUCUAAAGGCAAAUUGUCACUGGCAUUUUGUAGCUAUUGAUCAGAAACAAGAAUGUUACAGGUGGUGGACUAAAAUCCAGGUACACAUUUGUCUCAAAUCUGAAGUGUACAGGCUUUAAAUGUUUAUUCAAUUAAAUAUAUAUCCAGAAAAAUAAGGAAUGCUAUGUCAAAUGUCUCAGAUUUCUUAACAGUUGUUCAUUUUGGAGAAGCUCAGACGUCUCUGUCCCAUUAGAAAUGAAACACUUGACCACCAAAGGCAAAUGCUUUCUACCAGCCGUUACCAAACCCCCACAGUCCAUACAGACUGCUGCAGAAGUGAUUUUGAGUAAAUAUUAUAGGACCAUUUGCUUAUUAUUAUGCAUCUUGAAUCCAGGUUUAGUAACACUAAAGAAAAGUUUCCUUAUAGUAUCAUUUUACAUGUGUAAGUUACAGUGUGAAAUAUGUUCACUCCCAUGAAUGUAGAACACGUCAUCGUUUCUUUGAAGCUGGAAACAUUCUUUGUCUAACAAAUGUGUGAAUAAAGUCUGAGAAUUUAAUUCUUCAUUGAACAUUU
This is a messenger RNA of Fundulus heteroclitus (mummichog), 1978 nucleotides long. RefSeq names its product collagenase 3. Gene Ontology annotation, molecular function: metalloendopeptidase activity; zinc ion binding. Lineage: Eukaryota; Metazoa; Chordata; Actinopteri; Cyprinodontiformes; Fundulidae. The coding region runs from base 7 to 1431 and encodes 474 amino acids. The transcript is spliced from 10 exons. Gene Ontology annotation, cellular component: extracellular matrix. The record is from RefSeq and is a predicted model, not a curated record. Gene Ontology annotation, biological process: collagen catabolic process; proteolysis; extracellular matrix organization.